AUGACCAUCAUCAUAUAUAUUGAUACUGCUGCGCCUGCUGCUGCUGCAGUUGCACUUGUUGCUGCUGCUAGGGCUGCUGCUGCGGAUGCAGUGAAGUUCACGCUGCAGCUGCGAGGCCGAGAGAAGCUGAACCCGCAGCAGCACUUGCUGCUGCUGCAGCAGCUGCAGCAGCUGCUGCAGGAUGUAGGGCAGCCAGCAGCACCGCCACAAGCGAAGGGCCCCUCAUCUGUUCUUACACUUUUCCUUCAACCCAAAAGAAAGCAAAACAAAACACAGCAGCAGCAGCAGCAGCAGCAGCAGCAGCAACAGCAGCAGCAGAAGCAAGAAGAACUGCAGCAGCAGGAAGAACAGGAGCAGCAGCCGCAGCAGCAGCAACAGCAGCAGCAACUACAGCAGCAUGAGUCGCGAGAUACAGCCAUAUAG
Eimeria mitis is the source of this 423-nucleotide messenger RNA. RefSeq lists its product as uncharacterized. NCBI's taxonomy places the organism in Eukaryota, Apicomplexa, Conoidasida, Eucoccidiorida, Eimeriidae. The record is from RefSeq and is a predicted model, not a curated record. The transcript is spliced from 3 exons. Gene Ontology annotation, biological process: translational initiation. Bases 1 to 423 code for a protein of 140 amino acids.